CGCGAGUGUCCUUUGUGCCCCAUUGACCGUGGUGAUUGUUCAGGUGCGAUAAGAACGCAAAAGAGCCAGCUGAAGCGUGAGAAAGUUCUCUAUUUGCUGCCCAUCAAGGCCACAAGAUAUCUCAAUUAAUUGCGCCACAAAGCCCUCGAAACAAUGAAUUCCAUCCUCAUUACCGGGUGCAACAGGGGCCUAGGCCUGGGAUUGGUGAAGUGUCUUGUGCGGAAUGGUCGGGAAAUGCCCAAACACCUCCUGGCCACCGUGAGAAAUGCAGAAAAAGCCCAAGAACUUCAGCAACUGGCUAAAGAACACUCAAACAUCCAUAUUCUCGAGAUUGAUCUCACCAAUUUCGACGAAUACGAAGCCUUUGCGAAGAAAGUGGACAAUAUUGUGAAGGAAGAUGGCUUAAAUGUCCUCUUCAACAGCGCUGGAUUGGCUCCAAAGUCAACUAGACUACCCCACGCUCAACUGAAAGACUUGAGGGAGUGCUUUGAGGUCAAUUCACUGGCUCCGGUGAUGAUGACCAAGGCAAUGCUGCCAUUGCUUCAGAGAGCCUCUGCUCUGCAUGCAGAUCGUCCUAUUGGGCCACAGAGAGCGUGUGUGGUCAAUAUGACGUCAGUGCUGGGAUCGAUCGGGGCUAAUGACAGUGGCGGCCUCUAUGCCUAUCGCAUGUCCAAGGCCGCCCUGAAUGCUGCAACCAAGUCCAUGAGCUUGGAUCUCCGAGGAGAUAGCAUCAUGGCGAUUUGCCUUCAUCCCGGCUGGGUUAGAACGGACAUGGGCGGCCAGAAGGCGCCGUUAGAUGUCGAAACGAGUGUUUCAGGGAUGGUGAAAGUGAUCGACAGCCUACAACCUCAGCACAAUGGGAAGUUCUUGCAAUUCGAUGGGAAGGAAAUUGAAUGGUGAAGUGAUCAAAAGUGUAAUGGUUAGUUUUGCAUAAAUAAAGGCAAUUUUACAGGGAAAAUGAGAGUUUGAUCUUUUUGCCUGCUUUUGGGAGAUUGUUAAUUUUUCGAGGAAGUUUCUUGAAAUUAAAAACCAUGAAUUUUUUUAUAAGGUGAUAUAUUUAUAGUCAUUUAAAAUUUAAUUUACAAUGUACUUAUUAUCAUUCAAUUUUUUUUUAUAAUUAGGACUUACAAUUUAAUGUUCUUUUCAUUUCUCUUUUUUUUUAAUAAUCUUAAAUACACUUCUUUUUUUUAUUCUUUAAUAAUAUUUUCCUCUCACACUUAUUUCUCAUUUUGACUUACGACAAAGACAAAAAUAAUAAAAUGUAAAAUAGUUUCAUCAGGAAAUAAAAUGAUAAUAAAAUUAAAUAAAUAUAAAUGACGAAUAACAUGGCAUUAUAACAAAAUAAAAAGUUAGCUAUUUUCUUAAUUUCUCAUUUUUUUAUUUUAUUUUUUUUUUGUUUUUUGUUUCUUUUACUUAAUAAAAUCUUUGUGGAAUUAAUUUUUCUUCAUUCUUUUGUGUGACAAAGUCGUGUUAUUUUUCUAUUUAGUCAAUCUUGUUUUUUUCAUUUUUUGUUCUCGAUUCUUCCUCAAGGGCAGAAGAGGAAGAAUCGAUGAAGGAAAAUAGAGGAAGUUCUCAUGAGGAAUCGAUGAAAUAAAUACAACAAUUGAACGUCAUAAUGAUUAUUUUUUUUAAAUUUUUUCUUCAGAUGAAAAGAAAUUAAUCCCUUUUUUGAAAUAUUUUGUUUUUCUUGCAAAAACAAAAAUUAUUUUGAGGGAUUUCUUGCUUUUCAUGCUUUUCCCGGCAUUUCUGUACCAAAUUUUUCAUCUUUAUCAAUUUUAUUUCUUUGUUUUUACAUCUAAAAGUAAUAAUUUAUGGAUUUAUCAUAAAUACAGUUAAUUAUAAGAUUAGUUUAUCAACUAAUGUUCAUCAUGUAUAAUUGGCUAUCUAAAUAGAAAUCUAUUCUUUUUUUUUUUAUUUAAACUAUCAAUUCUUUUUUUAAAGUUUUUUUUAGGAGUUUUUAAAACUUUUUUUUCUCUUUUCUACAUGAUUUCUAUUUUAGUUGUAAAAAAAAUCUGCCAUUUUUUUGACGAACUUUGAAAAAUUUCUCAUUUUUUCGAAAAAGGAUUUAAUAAAACAAAAAAUAAACGGAAAAAACAAAAGAAAAACAAUUUCACAAAAUCAUUUUUUUCUUCUCACUACACUUAAGAGUAUCUUAGUUUUUUUUUUAAAUUUUUCUCUUAAUAAAAUAUUGUUUUUUUUUAUUAAAAAAUGUUUUUCAUUUUAUGUAUACUUUUUCCUUUUUUUUUUAAAUUUAUCGCUACUUUCUAAAUGAUUUUCUUUUCCUUUUUAAAAUAUUCUUUAUCGUUUAUAGUUUUUUCUUCACUAUUUUUUAGUUAUAUUUUAUUUUUAUUUUUUUAGGUAAAUCCUUAAAUGUUUUUUUUAGUGUAUAAUGAUUUCUUUUCUCUCUUUUUUUCUUUUAAAUUAUCUUCUUAUUUUAAUUCCUUAUAAAAUAUAAAGAACACAUAAUUUCCACAUAUUUUAUCUCUUGUUUUUUCUUUUUUUUUUAAAUUUACUUUCUUAAUCAAUUCAUCUCUUUUUUUUUGCUAUUUGGUUUUUAAUGUUUUCCCGUCUUCUUUAGUGGCUAUAAUAUAUUUUUUCCAUUUGAAAUGUAUAAUAAAAUUGAUGGAUUAUUUACAAAUAUUCUUUUCAAUCGUUUUUUUUUUCUUCUCAUUUAACAAUCAACUAUUUUUUUUUUAAAUUUUCGUCUUAUUCGCAAUAGUGAGUGUAAUAUGCAUUUUUUUUAAAUUACAAGGAGGAAAUAUCUCAACUGUUUUGCAUUUUCUUUUUUAAAUAUGUUCAUAGCUGACCAAAAAAUAUAUUUUUUUUACUAUUAUUUUCCAAUAUAGAAAUUUCUGUUUUAUAUUUUUUGUCUCUUUUUAAAAAAUACACGUUUUCUCCUAUUUUUUUCACAUUAGGUAAGUUUUUAUUUCUGUCUCAGUGUCUUUUACUUUAAAUGUUGCAUUAUUUUUAAAAAACUUUUCACUAUUUUAGUAACUAAAUUCCAUCAAUUCCAUUAUUUUCUUUAGUGUUAUUUUCAUUUACGAUCUAUUAGGUUAUUUUGACGUUUUAAGUGACAGAACAGUUGAUGGCAAAAUUUGACGGGUAAAUGUUUGACAAGGUGACAGCAAUAGUGUCAAAAACUGACAGCUAUGUAGAGACGCGUGGAGGAGGCAGUCGGAGAGUACAGAAAAGUCAGUAAGGAAACGCAGAAGUUAAAGAAAUAGUCUCUAACACAUUUGAGGACAUAGAGACGUCAAAGUACGAACAAGCUGAAAGGUCCUUUACUAGGAGCCGGAUAUUAUUGCCACCAUUAGAGUACGGUGGCGGCAUUACUUUUGGCCUUUGUCUCUACUUAUGGUAUCUUUGCAAAAAAACACUACAAUGUCACAAAAUGAUUUCGAAAACCCUAAAAUUAAAAAUAUUUGAUGUCUUAUAAUAACACAUCGCAUAUUUUUUGGUUUUUGGAAUCAUUUUCUAAAAAAAAAUGCGAUAAGGUCAUAAGCAAAAACAGACCACAAGUAAUGCCACCACGCUAUACGAAAUCAGCUAGAUUCUACGGGAUCAAACACUUAAGCGACGAGGUAUGGAACAUUUUUGUGAAAAAAUGAUGGAAGAAAGUAAUGAAUAGUGUCCUUAAAUAGCUGGGGAUCCUGUAGUGCUAGAGAGAGUUGGCAACGUUACGACCACUUAAGUUUGACAUUUAAAAAUGACAGAAACAUUGAUCAGAAACAAUAAAAACGUGGAGGAUAUGGAGCCGUCAAGAUACAGCCCAGAAAAUGUACUAAGGAGAUGGGAAUAUGACCUGGAGGGGAAUUCAGUAACGCUCUGGCAAUGCCAUAUGACAAAUUGGGAUCGAAUCUUAGGAGAGCUUUUUCGAAAAUGCGAUUCUGUAGCCGUGACAUUGCCAUUUCAGGUCACAUGGCAUUGUCAGAAGUCACAUAUUUGAGAUUUCUGGCAAUUCAAAUGACAAUAAAUUUUGUUAAACAAAUCAACCAAGACGUACUGUAUUUUCAUAAAAUAUCAAGUAAAGGGAUUUCAUUAAAAACUCAAUAAAUUGCAUUUUCGAACUCAUAUGAUUUUACAAAAAAAGCCUGAAUAGCAUUGUCAGGUUUCCAACUCACGCAUGACAAUGCCACGAAAAUUAUAAAAUUUCUCUACUGGAAAGCCCUUUACCAAGAGCCAGACAUUAAAGCUACCAUUAGAAUAUACCAGGUCAUUUGUUGGUUCCUUCAGGCCAUUUGAGACUCGAUUCUGUAGGGACGAGAGCGAGAGAACGCUCGAGAAAACGAUUAAAAAGACUAAAAACAUGGUCUUAAACAGCUGAAAAUGCUGAUGUGUUAGAGGAAGUUAGCGAGAGCGAGAAGUUGCCAAGAUUGAGAGAGAGUGGCACGAGAGGCCCAGUUCGUAAAAGGGGCGCUGCAGUCACCUAAGUUUGACAUUUGAAAAUGACAGAAGUCAAAAUUGCAGACACUGGCAUUUAAAAACCACAGGAAAAGUCUUCUUUGUCUUCUUCUAUCUAAAGUUCUGCAACAAAGGACGAAAGGAUGAUUGGCUAUGCAAGUUUGACAUUUAAAAAUGACCGCGAAACCGAAAACUGAUUGACAAAUUGUUUGACAAUCGAAAAUGACAGCAAAGGUCUUCUUUCGUUUCCUACUUUUUAAAGUCUUUCAGAGGUCAAAUGUUCAUUGAUAUUCAAACACAGCACAUUAAAGAACGAAGAGGAGGCUGUCUAAGAAAUUUUGAUAUUUAAAAAUGACAGAAGUCAAAAAUAAAAUAGAUACUAUUUAUUAACUGAAAAUGACCGAAAAGGUUUUGUUUUGCUUUCUUAUCUUUGAGUUUUUGUUUACAGAUCAGAUGUCCGUUGAUAUCUGCACAAAACGCAUCAAAUGACGAACAGCAGGACUGUCUAAGUUAGUUUGACAUUUAAAAAUUCAAAAAGAGUCAAAAAAUGACAGACACCAAAGAGUCUUAUUCUCAUUUUUUCUGACAAGGGUUUCCGGUUUCUCGAGUUUCUCGAUGCAGAAAUUGGGUUUCUCGGGUUUUACAAUGCAAUUUUUGAGUUUCUCGGGUUUCGCGAAGCAAAAAAAGUGGGUUUCGCGCGAUGCACAAAUUGGGUUUCUCGGGUUUUGCGAUGCACAAAUUGGGUUUCUCGGAUUUUGCGAUGCAGAAAUUGGAUUUCUCGGGUUUCGCGAUGCAAAUUUUGGAUUUCUCGGACAAUUAACAAGGGUUUCCCAAUAUGAGUUGCCCCUUGACAGGCAUUGUUUGAAAAUUAAAAAUGAUAAGGAAGGUAUUUCGCGGUUUCUUAUUUUUAGGAUUUUUAGGGGCCAAAUGCCUCUUAGUGGCCGAACUGAAUACAGUAAAGGGCUCUAUACAUUAGGAGAAAUUUCUUUAAAAAAAUGCUUUUUUUUAAAAGAAAAUUGCUGUUUUGUCAAUUAAAAAUGUCAGGGAGAGGUAUUUUUCGUUUUCUUCUCUUGAGAGGUUUCGAUAGGACCGAAAGGAUCGAAAUGAUCGAAAGGAUGGUUAUCUAGGUAAGUUUGACAUAUAAAAAUGACAGUGAAGGUUAUCUUUCAUUUCUUCUCUCUAAACUCAAAAAUGCUGAAAAUUAAUUUACAACAUUUGAAAUUUAAAAUGACAGAUAGAGUUAAAAAUUGACAUCAAACUGUUUGACAUUUAAAAAUGCCAACAUAACCUAAUAUAUCCAUAAGAUAAUAUACUAAUUUGUUCUGCAAAUAAAAAAUAUUGAGGAUCUUUCUUUCGUUUCUCUUUUUUUUGAAACUUUCAGUUUAAAUCGCAAUUCAAAAGUGUUUUAUUUUUUUAAUAAACUAUUUUUUGCAUGGCCAGAAAAGGAGUAGCCAAAUUUUUGAAUUCCACAUUCGAGCUCAUUUCCUUAACCUCAAAUUUCUAACCAUGCAAUUUUACUUUAAUUAAACUUUUCUCUGUUUUAUCUCUUUUAUAUUUCCUUCUUUUUUUUUAAAUAUAUAAAAUUGGCAGUUUAUAUGUUAAAAUAUUUCGAUUUCUGUAGCACCAUGCAGCGAAAAUAUACUUUUCUACUUUUUUCUUUUUAUUUAAAUCGAUUUUUUUAUCAGUUUAAAAAAAAACAAGAGGUGUCUAUAAGUGUUUAAUAAAAAAAAAACUUGAGAAAAAAUUGCAGGUAAAUUGUAAAUGUGAAUAAAUAACGUUCUUUGGGAGGAAAGAGAAUGAAGACAAAAAUGGUGAUUUUUUUUGCAUUUGAGAAAGGAAUUCAAGAAAUAUUUUGAGAAUGUUGGCUAUUUAAAUUAAAUUAAAACAAAAGAACAAUUUAUACAAAUACAUUUGGAUUGAGAUAAAUAAGUUUU
This is a messenger RNA of Phlebotomus papatasi, 6335 nucleotides long. RefSeq names its product C-factor (gene sni). Lineage: Eukaryota; Metazoa; Arthropoda; Insecta; Diptera; Psychodidae. The transcript has 2 exons. The record is from RefSeq and is a predicted model, not a curated record. The coding region runs from base 154 to 900 and encodes 248 amino acids.